AUGGUGCAGCGCCCGGAGGAGCUCUGUGCGGCCUUCUGUGGCGUGAGUGCUGACGACCCCCCGUGCGACGGCCAUGGCGUGUGCUAUCUGGCCGGCCCCAGCAGAGUGCCCACGUGUGACUGCGAGCCUGGGUUUGUCAACGGGGAGUUUCCUGGAAGCUGCGUCGCCGAAGGCAGCGCCUCAAAAGCCAUCUCUUGUCAUGCCGUCCUGUUGAGAUGCCUCCUCAAGGACUUCUCUCCCCCUCAUAGCCGUUCUAUUUCCCCUUGCUGCCUAACCGCACCCCCUCCCUCGCUGGCAGGCGAGGACCCAGUAAUCGUGCAGCCGACAGCAGCACAGACAGCAGUGAAGGGGGGGGCUUCAGUGGCAAACGACGGCCGCGUCACGCUGACAGCCUCACAGCCCAACACGUGGGGUGCAGCGUUCCUCCAACUGCCCAUCCCACUCUUCUCCUUCGCCCUCAAGGCCGGUGCCUGCGGCCGCCCCUUGGCCUUCACCGUCUAUUUCUCCUUCUUCAUUCUCAAACCAGCCACCGCCAGCAGGGCAGCAGCCACAGCUGCAGGAGAUGCAGGGGACGGGUUUGCGUUUGUGAUUGCCGCCAGUGAUGCUGCUACAGGCGGUAGCAGCGGCAGCAGCGACGGCAGUGGUGGGGGCGGCAGCUUAGGGUAUGCAGGCAUGGAUGAGCGCAGCAUAGCCGUGGAGUUUGACACUUCUAAGAGCACCGACGCCAACGACCCAGACAGCAACCACGUGGGGCUCAGUGUCAGGGGCAACACCUCUUCCAUCGCAACUGCCAAAGCGCCCUUCACUCUCAACGAUGGCAAGCCGAAGCAGGCCUGGAUCGUCUUUGAACCCUCUCCUUCCUCCGCUGGCGGUGCUGCUAGUGGCAGCGCUAGCUAUGGCAGCAGCAACAGCAGCGGCGGUGGCACGGGGUGGCUGCGGGUGUUUCUGUCGGCCAAGGGGUCCCCCCGGCCGGGCAAGGCAGUGGUGGCGAUGCAGGUGUCGCUGUGCGAGUUCCUGCAGCCCAGUGCAGCCGAGGCGUCGUUCAAAAUGGGCUUCACUGCUUCCUCCUCUGACUCCCCACAGCAACACUCCAUCCUCGAGUGGAACAUCACCACAGGCCUUCCCGAAUCAACCACCGUUACAGGCCAGCAGUAUGGGUUCCAGUUCAGCGAGGCAUCGCUGGCGCCAGUGGGGGCGAACCUGUUCUUCCGCUACGCCAGUGCGGGCGUGCAGGCAGUGCAGCCAGCAGGCGGCAAGGAGGAGGAGGUGUGGGUUGUCAGCCAGGCCUUCUCCUGGGCCGACCAGGGCGUGGCCUGGCCCGUCCAGAACCAGGGCGCCUGCGGCGACUGCUGGGCGUACGCGGUGGUGGGCAGCAUAGAAAUGGCCUACGGCAUUCUCUCCAACCUCACAGUCGUGCCGCACCUCUCGGUCUCCCAGCUGCGUGACUCACUCGGCUCCUCAUGCUCACAAGGCAACUCGCCCUCCCAGGCCUUCCAGUACCUCGUCACUCUCAACGCCAAGAGCAAAGUGGGGCUCACAGAGGACGGGGGGACCGGGGUGGUGGUGAGCGGGGGCGGGGCCAAGAAGAGCAGCAGCCAGAGCCCGCUCUGCAGCAUGCCUGUCUUUUCUCUGCUUGCGCAAGCUCUUGGAAUCUCCUGCGACAAAGGCCGGACCCCUGGAACGAGCAAGCCAUCAGGGGGGGCGUUUACAGUGAACGGGUUUGAGCGCACGGCGUUCCACGGAUGGUUUGGGCUGCUGCUGGCCGUGCAGCGACAGCCCGUGGUGGUGCAUGUGCAGGCCACCGCCCCCUCCUUUCUCAAUUAUGAUGGGCUAUCCAAGUACGCGGACCCCUCGUGCUUCACGUACAACCUGAACCACGUGGUGCUGCUGGUGGGCUAUCGCCUCACCGGCUCAGACCCGACCUUCCCGCACAUGGCGCCGCCCUUCUGGAUCAUCCGCAACUCAUGGGGCCCAGAGUGGGGCGACGGCGGGCACAUGCGGAUGGACAUCCAGGGGGGCGACGGCGUGUGUGGGAUCAACACGCUGCCUGGGAUCUACCCGGUGGUGCGCGCUGCCAGGGACCCCUGCAACGCCAACGGCACCAGCAGUGGGGUGUUUGGGCCGCUGUUCAACCCCUGUGGCAACUUCACGUGCACGCCCACGCCUGAUGGGGCCAGCAACCACUGCGACUGCAACGACCCACGAUUCGUCGAGGCGCUUCAACCCGACAACUCGCGCACCUGUGCUUACAAGGAUGCAUGCAGGGCAGCGGUGCACAAUCCAUGUGCGGUGGGCACGUGUGUGAAUGAUGGCAAGGGGUCAUACUCGUGCAUUUGCCCUCCGGGCUUCAGGCAGGGCACCACCGUUGAUGGCACCUUCUCCUGUGGUCCAGGCUAUGCUACCAUGGAGCAUACUGGUAACACAUACACGGUGGUGUCAUUGGGUGUCACGUGUGCCGACAUCCACCCCGUCUACGGCCUCACUCUCGCUCAGUUCCAAGCCCAGAACCCCGGUCUGAGCUGCAGUGCUCCUCUCGCUGUCGGCACGGUGGUAAAAGUGGUUCAACCUGAUGACCUUGCGCCCUGCUCCGUAUACUACACCACGUCUGAGGGCGACACGUGCGAGUCUCUAGCGAAGUACUUCUCUCUCAUCGGCGACUGCUAUGAGCCCUGCGCAGAGGCCUUCCAGGCCCUCAACCCCGGGCUGGACUGCUUUGGUGACAGCAACAGGGUGCUACCGCCCAGCCAGGCGGUGUGUGUGGAGCGGCGGGCGGAGAGCGCAGCGGCGCUGCUCAUCCCGGUGUGCUCGCAGUUCUAUCUGGUGCAGGCCGGGGAGACGUGCGACCAGAUCCGCUCCGUGCCCUCCCCGCCGCUCUCCCCAAUUGACUUCUUCCGCCUCAACCCCGGCAUCAAGUGCAGCCGCCUCGUGCCCAAGACUGACGUCGGCAGCCUCACAGGCUUCGAG
Messenger RNA from Closterium sp. Yama58-4, 2964 nucleotides. Lineage: Eukaryota; Viridiplantae; Streptophyta; Zygnematophyceae; Desmidiales; Closteriaceae. The record is from the annotation of a GenBank genome assembly.